Emys orbicularis (European pond turtle) is the source of this 1590-nucleotide messenger RNA. It is a transcript of the gene IKZF2, whose product is annotated as IKAROS family zinc finger 2. Gene Ontology annotation, cellular component: nucleus. The record is from RefSeq and is a predicted model, not a curated record. The transcript is spliced from 7 exons. Gene Ontology annotation, biological process: regulation of transcription by RNA polymerase II. NCBI's taxonomy places the organism in Eukaryota, Metazoa, Chordata, Testudines, Emydidae. The coding region runs from base 10 to 1590 and encodes 526 amino acids. Gene Ontology annotation, molecular function: DNA-binding transcription activator activity, RNA polymerase II-specific; RNA polymerase II cis-regulatory region sequence-specific DNA binding.
ACUUUGACUAUGGAAGCAGAGGCUACUGAUGGAUAUAUAACAUGUGACAAUGAGCUUUCGCCCGAAAGGGAGCACUCCAACAUGGCUAUUGACCUCACUUCAAGCACACCCAAUGGGCAGCAUACCUCACCGAGUCACAUGACAAGCACAAAUUCAGUAAAGCUAGAAAUGCAAAGCGAUGAGGAGUCUGACAGGAAACCCCUAAGCCGUGAAGAUGAGAUCAGGGGUCACGAUGAAGGAAGCAGCUUGGAAGAACCCCUCACUGAGAACAACGAGAUGGUGGACAACAGAAAGAUCCAGGAGCUGUCAGGCGAGGGAGGAAUCCGGCUUCCGAAUGGUAAACUGAAAUGUGACGUCUGUGGCAUGGUUUGCAUUGGGCCCAAUGUGCUUAUGGUACAUAAAAGGAGCCACACUGGUGAGCGCCCCUUCCAUUGUAACCAGUGUGGAGCUUCUUUUACGCAGAAGGGGAACCUGCUGAGGCAUAUCAAGUUACACUCUGGGGAAAAACCGUUCAAAUGUCCCUUCUGCAGCUAUGCCUGCCGGAGAAGGGACGCCCUCACAGGACACCUCAGGACGCACUCUGUGGGUAAGCCUCACAAGUGUAACUACUGCGGCCGGAGCUACAAGCAGCGCAGUUCGCUGGAGGAACACAAGGAACGCUGCCACAACUAUCUUCAGAAUGUCAGUAUGGAGGCUGCUGGGCAGGUCAUGAGUCACCAUGUACCUCCUAUGGAAGAUGGUAAGGAACAAGAGCCUGGGAUGGACAACAAUAUUUCUCUGGUGCCUUUUGAGAGACCUGCUGUUAUAGAGAAGCUGACAAGCAACAUGGGAAAGCGUAAAAGCUCCACCCCACAGAAGUUUGUGGGUGAAAAGAUCAUGAGAUUUGGCUAUCCAGAUAUUCACUUUGAUAUGAACUUAACCUAUGAGAAAGAGGCUGAGCUGAUGCAGUCUCACAUGAUGGACCAAGCCAUCAACAAUGCAAUCAACUACCUUGGAGCUGACGCACUUCACCCCCUGAUGCACCACACACCAAGCACAAUUGCAGAGGUGGCCCCAGUCAUCAGCUCAGCUUAUGCUCAGGUCUAUCAUCCUAACAGGAUAGAAAGGCCCAUUAGCAGGGAAACAGCUGACAGUCAUGAAAACAACAUAGAUGGCCCUAUCUCCCUCAUCAGACCAAAGAGUCGACCCCAGGAAAGAGAGGCCUCCCCCAGCAAUAGCUGCCUGGAUUCUACUGACUCGGAGAGCAGCCAUGAAGACCGCCAGUCCUACCAAGGAAACCCUGCCUUAAAUCCCAAGAGGAAGCAAAGCCCAGCUUACAUGAAGGAGGACACCAAGGCUUUGGAUGCCACAAAGGCUUCUAAGGGCUCUUUAAAGGAUAUCUAUAAGGUCUUCAAUGGAGAAGGGGAGCAGAUUAGGGCCUUCAAAUGUGAGCACUGUCGAGUUCUUUUCCUAGACCACGUCAUGUACACCAUCCACAUGGGUUGUCAUGGCUACCGGGACCCAUUAGAAUGCAACAUUUGUGGGUAUCGAAGCCAGGACCGCUAUGAGUUCUCGUCGCACAUUGUUCGAGGGGAGCACACAUUCCACUAG